This is a messenger RNA of Rosa chinensis, 1585 nucleotides long. RefSeq lists its product as uncharacterized. Lineage: Eukaryota; Viridiplantae; Streptophyta; Magnoliopsida; Rosales; Rosaceae. The record is from RefSeq and is a predicted model, not a curated record. The coding region runs from base 498 to 1136 and encodes 212 amino acids. The transcript is spliced from 3 exons.
AGGGUUGUCAUUUGGGGUCUAAUAUCUUUCUUGUUUCUUUGUGGAGCCAUGUACCUUGGACUUCUAAUUUUUUUUUUUUCCAGUCUAUACUUCCCUUAUGUUUAUAUUGUUCUGAAUUAUAAUGUUUUGAUUGAUAAAAGUUGCAUGUAUGAUUACUUUUACGCAAUCGUAUAGAUGGGAGAUUCACAAGGGAAUGGUAAAAGAAAAGAUUACAAAACUUGGAAUGCUGAAGAGAGCAAUGUUUUGCUUCAACUUAUGGUUGAAGGCGCCAAACUUGGAUUGUGUGAUAUUAAUGGUGUGAUAAGCAAACAAACAGUAGAGGCGAAGCUACUUCCUAAACUGAAGGAAAAACUUGGUUGUGAAAUAAGUUUUAGUCAUUACCAAAGUAGAGUGAAAUGGUUUAAGAAACAAUACACCAAUUACUCUCAACUUAUGCGUCAUAGUUCUGGAUUUGGGUGGGAUCCGAUCACAAAGAGAUUCACUGCUGAUGAUGAAGUAUGGGCAGAUUAUUUGAAGUCACACCAACGCAUGGGCACUUUCGGUCAGAAACUUUUCCAGACUAUGAGGACUUGAAAAUUGCAGUUGGAAAUGGAACUGCAACUGGAAUGGGCUCAAUCAGUUUAGGUGAUGAUACAGAUGCCUCUACAUUUGGAGCGGAAGAAAACGGACCUUGGGGAAUUGAUGGAUUAGUUUUUGAUCGAAAUACUAACAUGUUCGUGCAAAGUGAAAAUGAGUCAUCACACCAAGAAAACUCGCCAUCUCUUUCACAACAACCCUCCCAAGGUACCAAUAUAGAUGCUCCACCACAUAGCAGGACUCAAGGAAAACGGAGUAGGACUGACUAUGAAAAUAAUAGCGGCUCAAAGGGGGCAACUAGUCAGGCUGAGGUUUUAGAAAACUUAUCAAGUGGCAUUGGUAAAAUUGUCACAAGUUUUGAUAAAAUUUGUGGCUUAAUGGAGAAGAGAGAAUCAAGAGAGAGUGAUCUUUUGGAUGCUAUGAACGAGACCCCAGGAUUAACUGAUGAGGCUUGCUUUAUGGCUCUUGAUUUGCUUAAUACUAAAGCAAAGCAAGAUUUCUUCUUGAAGAUGACUCCUGAACAACGACAUAAUUGGAUCACCUCUAAACAAAUGCAAUAGGUGUGGGUCAAUCUCCGCUAGCGACACCUAAUAAGCAAUAGGCUAUGUUCUAUUAUUAAUUUUAAGUUAUGGAGUUUGAUUUUAUUUUGUUUGAAUUGCAGCUUGUUUUGAAUGAUUUUAAACUGGUGCUUUCUCUAUUAGCAAUGUCUGAAAUGGACAUGUAUGGAGCUGAUGAAGAGGAAGAGCAGUUUUACGAGGCUGUUAAGAUAUUAUUAAUGGCAAUACAAGCAGUGAUUUAUGUGUUAUACGAACUUGUGUUCAGCAUACGUGGUGAACAUAUUAGACGUCCGCUGACUCGUCGACCAGUGACAUCAAGUGGAUACAUAUAUAUGCACAACAUAUUGGACAGAGACCCUCAAAUCUUUAGAGAUGUGUAUAGAAUGUAUCCUGACGUGUUUCGAAAAUUAUGUAGCAUCCUAAAAGCGAAAACACCUUUACGGGAUACAAGA